Molecule: messenger RNA, 3184 nt
Organism: Hyposmocoma kahamanoa
Lineage: Eukaryota; Metazoa; Arthropoda; Insecta; Lepidoptera; Cosmopterigidae
Gene: M6
Product: neuronal membrane glycoprotein M6-a
Exons: 1
Coding region: 109-858 (249 amino acids)
Biological process (GO): neuron projection development
Cellular component (GO): plasma membrane
Source: RefSeq, a predicted model, not a curated record
UGCAUCGACUCUCCUUUCCCUUUGUGAUUAAAUUUUAUUUACGAAAAUUUGACAAUAUUUCCUGAUAUUGUGAAGUGUUUUGUGUGACAAAGUGGCAGUGAAAUAAAAAUGGAAGACGGAUGUCAAAGAUGCUUCACAAGGGUGCCUUAUGCGACCCUGAUAGCGACCAUAAUGUGUUGUUUGGGCGUGGGGGUAUUCUGUGGGACAAUGUACCGAGGCUCAACGUUGUCCAUACUAAUGUUUGAUGAAGUAUUCCACUUCCGUCUCAUAUGGAUAGAAGCUCUACAAAUCAUUUUUAUAGUAGGCGGCGCGUGUAUGGCGGCGUUGGGCUUCAUGUUAUUAUGUUUGGGCUGCUUGACAACAGGUGCAACCAGGCAAAGAGUUUAUCGAGCAUGGCGAGCUAGAGUCGGCGGGCGAAUAUCCUGCGCCGUUUUCAUGAUCAUAACUUACAUCCUCACUGUCACAUGGGUCCUCCUACUUUGCUUCUUAGUCAUCACUACGUUUUUAUUCACGAUAUUCUGGAAACUUUGCUCGAAACCGAAAAACAUCGACCUAUCAACCUGUAUCGAUUUUACGCAAUUCGACUUCAUGUUUCCGUCCACGGUUAAGCAAGAGGACAUGAGAAUUUGCGAAGCUCAUAAAAUGAAAUUGUUCUGCAAAGAUUAUGUAGAGAAAGCAGAGUUUAUGUUCAUUUUAGCAAUGGUCUCAUGCAUACUGGUUAUCCUGAGUUUAGUGCAUUACCUUAUGUGUUUGUCGGCUAAUUACGCACAUAUUAGAGACCAUGACAAGUUCCAAGAACUGCAAGAGCUUCAAUACCUGACCAACCCUAAUUUGCAUGCGUCCAAGGAUAGAUUCUAGUAUAUGGCCCGCGCACCUCUACUGCGCUCCCUAGAGGCUUCCACGAAGAUGUGACACAAUUUAUAAGUAAAUGCACUUGCAUGAUGGAACUAACAUUUAAAAAAAAAUUAAGUGUUCACUGCCCAAUUUUAGAUUAAAAAGACUGAACACAGUGAAUAAAGACUAUGAUAAUUUACCUAAUUCAAUGUUUACGUAGAAAUAUCCUUUACAUAUCUAAUUUUUGCCUCAAUUUUCCAUGAUGUUUAAAGAUUUUUAAUGCUUCAGUGUAUUUUAUAACUGAAUAUUCUGAUGAGACAUUUACUUAAUGUAGAUUAUAACUAAAAAUGUUGGUAGCUUGCUCAUUCUAAUGCCACCUUUUAAUAUUUAAUAGUAAGAUUCACUGAAAUUACUUUAAAGAUUCCUAUUAAAUAAAUGUCUCAAUAGAGUCAUUAAAAGGUCCACUAUCAUUGACAAGAACUAACAUUCCUUCCUAAUGUACCUAAUUUUUAUUAUACCCUAGUUUAAUAUGGUAUUACAGACUUACUGAUUGGAUUACUGCAACACAAGUAGUGAUAGUUGGCCAAAUUAAAUUUAAAUGUUAAUGAUAUUCUUCUUUUAAAUGUUAUGACCCCAUUGAAAUAAUCGAUGAUUUCACCAAUGUCUAGUAAAAAUUACUAUGUAUGGUAGUUUUGUAAAAAUAAUAUAAAAAUUAUGGUGGACCCAAAAACUCCCGUUAAUGAUAUAAAUAUUUGCAUUGUUAAAAAAUUGUAUGUGACUAUUAGUCAUUCUAUACUUGAUGAACAAUGCUUAUACAUCGCUUUAUCAAUCUGCCAUCCUUUCAUGAGACAAACAGAAACGAACUGGCUUACACAGUUACAGUACAACGAUCAUCUAUCAGUGCUCUUUGUAUUAUCUAAUAUCUAUUAUUGUGUUAAUUCUAGACUUAGUUUUAAGGUGCUUAAUAUUGUUUUUUAUUUUAUUGGCACUUAUAGUUAAUUUCGGUCUGUUUAUUGAGUCUGUGUACUAGUUUAUUGUUUUUCUAAGUAAUGUAUAUCUACCAAAUGAAAUUAACUUUUAGGUAAUCAAUUAAAUUGAUUGAUUAUGACAUGUAAAUGUCAAAAUCAAAUGGAGGUUCAAAAUUGAGUACAACUCUAAAUUUGAUUACUAAUAAAUAGAUGCAACUUUUUAAUUAGGAACAGAAUAAGUGACAAUAAAGUCACUUAUUCAGCAAUUAGAGACUGAACUAUUUUGCAGCUGACUUGUUUCUUAACUUUAUGCAACAAUUUAUCAGAGAGGAUGCCAUACAAAUGAAAACUGUGAUGAAACCAUGUUGUGACACCAAUUUUUGACUAGUGAAAAUUGUACACUUCUCUUUGUCAACUCUGCUUUUUGUACUAUUGUCACAGCCUGCUUUUUUAGCACAAUGUAAAUAGCCUAUAUAAAGAUUUAUAAUCACUUUAUACAUACACUUUAUACAUUUACAAUACAUAGAAUAUUUAAGACAAAAAUACAUGAAGUGACAAGACUUCUUUACAAAACAUUCUGACCUUCUAAGUUUUGUACAUAAUGACGCUUUUAAUGGAAAUUUUAGUGAUGAUUAUAGGAAACUUCAAAUCAAAUGAGAUGGUGACCAAGCAUUCAUCUAUUUUACAUUAAAAAACGAAGCCUACAUUUGUUAGUUUCCAAAUAGUCACCAAGCAAACAACACUGCUCAAGUUAUUUUCAAGUAAAUUUGAAGGAAAGUGGAAAACCUGAAUAUAUUACAGCAUACAUAAGUUUUUUUAUAUUAUUGUUAGUAAUAUUUGCUAUAUUUAUGGUUAAUAUUCUGUUAGUUAUAUUGUUUUGUUGACAUUCUUGUUUAUUUUGACUUCAAUGUUUAAAAGUAAAAUAUACAAUGUUUAAAAGUAAUUUUCACUUGAAUAGUGUUGUUUGGUACAUGACAUAAUGCCAAGACACACUUUAAUUGGAGUAUAUUUGUGUGUGUUGUAGAUAUAGAUGUAGUUAUUGUGACUUCGUCAUUACUGUGUACGCCCAGUCCUUGUUCAAUUUCAGUAAGUUAGAUUAUAAGUAAAUAAAUUUGCUUUUACCGUUAAAACAUUUUUGUUAUUCACAAAGUGAUUUCUAAUAUAUAUUUUUAAUACCCAUUGCACAAUACACGAGAUCAAGCUAAUUUUGUAAUGAGAUGGAUUAUAGUUAUGAUAAGACAAUAAAAUAGGUUGUUUAAAAUGAUUUUAAACAUUUGUAAUCAGUUUAAUGUCAUACAGUAGUUAUUAGAAUGUAUCCACCUAUUAUACCUUAAUUUUUUGUAUUAGUUAGUAUAAAUGUUUUAUAAGUUAGUAAAUGUUCG